CCAGGCCCGACGGAUAGUAUGGGAUUCAAUGCAGGCAUAAGUGCUUUCUGAUAUGACGCUCAACGACCCUAGGAAGCCUCGGCGACGGUACUGAUGAAAGUAGCCCGGCGUCCCCCCGACCUGGCCGGACUCAAUCUAACUAAUUCACCCAUCGCCUUUUUUCCAUGGUGCAAUCCGCGAAAAGCUCCACGUUGUCAGCGGUCAUCUGUCUGUGCUUGUGCUAGUCACGCUUUCGCCCUUUGCCCAAGCAAGAUUAGCGCCCAUCCAUUCGGUAGCACAUUUUGUGUGCUGCAGCAACACCCCUUUUCCUGCUGCCAUCCCAUCUCUCCUCUCACGCCACCAAAGCCUUGACGCAGCCGGGAAGCUCCUCCUCGGGAGAGGUGUCCUUGACAGAUGGCCUAGGCGCUGAUGAUUGGGACUUGUAUGUGCACAG
Molecule: messenger RNA, 433 nt
Organism: Colletotrichum navitas
Lineage: Eukaryota; Fungi; Ascomycota; Sordariomycetes; Glomerellales; Glomerellaceae
Exons: 1
Coding region: 94-351 (85 amino acids)
Source: RefSeq, a predicted model, not a curated record